Molecule: messenger RNA, 1274 nt
Organism: Erpetoichthys calabaricus (reedfish)
Lineage: Eukaryota; Metazoa; Chordata; Cladistia; Polypteriformes; Polypteridae
Gene: matn3a
Product: matrilin 3a
Exons: 5
Coding region: 111-1274 (387 amino acids)
Molecular function (GO): calcium ion binding
Source: RefSeq, a predicted model, not a curated record
CAGUCCGGCUAUCUGAUCGCUGAGGGGUUCAGUUUCAAAUUCUGCGACUGCCUGUGAAGAACUGAGCUGAGUGGUCUGUGGAAGGAGUUCAGGCAGAAAUCAGCGCUGCAAUGGGGCUUUUCCUCGGCAUUCUACUCUGCAGCUUUUCGACCUUCUGGGUUCAAAUCCAUGGAACUAAUUUUAGACUUUACGGCUACGAACCUCAAAGAAACGUCCCCGCUGUCAGGUACUCCCGACCUGAACUGCCGGUCUACGCCCAGGGAAAUCAAGCCGCCCCCAAUCCUGCAGUUUAUGGCAAUAAUUACAGGUUUUAUGGCUAUCAUUUUCAUCAGCCGCAGAGGAGUGUGCCAACUGUCAGGCCCCCCUGGCCUAUCAGCCGACCAGAGCAACCAGUCAUUUUGCAUCGCACCAACAGCAGCAACGACACAGACACAGGGAGAACAUGUAAAAGUCGUCCUUUGGAUUUGGUGUUUGUAAUCGACAGCUCCAGAAGUGUGCGCCCAUCAGAAUUUGAACUAGUAAAGACUUUUAUUUCUGAUAUGAUUGACACAUUGGAAAUUAGUGAAGUCACCACAAGAGUGGCAGUUGUCAACUAUGCCAGCACUGUCAGAAUUGAGUUCCAUCUCAAGACACACUUCAACAAAGUGAACAUGAAGAAGGCAGUGGCACAAAUACAGCCUCUUUCAGCUGGUACAAUGACUGGUCUUGCCAUCAAGGAUCUGAUGGACAGUGCCUUUAAAGAGGAGUCAGGUACACGACCACGAUCCCUAAAUAUCCCAAAGGUGGCCAUUAUUGUUACAGAUGGACGGCCUCAAGACAAGGUUGAUGAGGUAUCUGCACAAGCCAGAGCGACUGGGAUUGAGAUCUAUGCAAUUGGAGUGGGCAGAGCUGACAUGGAGUCCUUAAGGCAGAUGGCUAGCACACCACUGGAUGAUCAUGUCUUUUAUGUGGAAACAUAUGGUGUAAUUGAGAAACUCACCUCCAAAUUUAGGGAGACCUUUUGUUUUCCAGGUGCAACUCCAGUUACAAGCUUUGACCCUUGUGCAGCUGGAAAUCAUGACUGUGAGCAAAUUUGUGUCAGCACUGCUUCAUCUUAUUACUGCAGAUGUCAGGAUGGAUUCGUCCUUAAUCCAGAUAAGAAAACUUGUUCAAGGGAAGCAAGAGCACUUGCGACAACUGACCCAUGCAAGUGUGAAUCCUUGAAGGCAUUUCAGAAGACUGUGCAAUCCAGCAUACAGUCCCUUACAAGUCGACAUAUCCUUUUGAAACUUUAA